ACUGGAGGAAUAUAGCUAAGGUAAUUUGGCCUUCAUAAGGUGUAAUCAUGGACAGGAUCCUCUGAUCCCUUUUUAAAGCCAUUUGAGUUGGUGUUCCAACAUUUCAUGUUAUGGAAGCAAAUUUCAUAGUUUGAGGAUGCACUGUGUGAAGAAUCACUUUUGUGCUUCCCAAAGGUGCCUGGUUGGUCACACUGAGAAUGAAAUGCUGGAUUGUUGGGCCAAUAGCUGGAUACAGCCAUUUGUCUGUCUAGUUCCAGAUGUCUUGAGAUACAUUUGGUAUUGUGUUUUUUGAGCUGUUGUGCCCCUCCCCUCGAAUGCUGUGUCAAAUCACUUUUGAAACUGCCAGGGAUCUUUUCAGAAGCAAUGCCAAACAACGCAGGACUUGCUGUUCAAAGCUGCAUGCACAGAGCAUAACACUAUUGCCUCAAACCUCUGAACACAGGUACCUGAUGACUUUUUAUUUAACUCUACACAUUUGGGACUACAGUACAGUACUCUUCUGAACGCAAGAACUCACUUUACAUAAAUUGUGAAUCUCUUCAUUUCAGAUUUUCAGAAAAGGUUUUUCGGAAUCCAAACAAUCUUUUCAUGCUCAUGAAGGAAGAGUAGUGGUACAGAGCGAAAUAAAAAGUCUCGUAAUCAGUUAUCAGUUCCCCUUGCCCUCCCUCCUGCACCUCUUGUUUAAGGCAAAGAGGCCAUAUCCUAAGGAACCUCGCUUCAGAGUAACAUGCCCCCGAACACUUCUCGGUUGAAAAUAGGGACGUCCGAUUCCAUAAUGAUAAUUUUAAUAUUUAUAUCCCACACAUCUUACUGGGUUGCCCCAGCCACUCUGGGUUACUUCCAACAUAUUAAAAAAAUAUAAUACAGUAAACAUUUUUUUAAAAAACCAACCCCUAUACAGGAUUGCCUUCAGAUGGCUUGGGGGGGGGGUCAAAUAACUCCAUACCCUCCAACAUUUCUCCCAUGAAAAUAGGGACAUCUAAAGCAGGCAUCCCCAAACUUUGGCCCUCCAGAUGUUUUGGCCUACAACUCCCAUGAUCCUUAGCUAAGAGGACCAGUGGUCAGGGAUGAUGGGAAUUGUAGUUCAAAACAUCUGGAGGGCCGAAGUUUGGGUACGCCUGGUCUAAGGGAAAGUGGGACAUUUCGGAAUCAAAUCAGAAGUUGGGACGGCUUCUCUAAAUCAGGGGUGUCCCUGGAAAAUAGGGAAGGUCUGGAAUAAAUCAAACGAAUCCUUGAGGUUAAUUUCAUGGACGUAGCAGGGAUUUGGGGGGGGGGCGUGAACAGCCGAAUUAUCUGGGAAAUCACGGGUAAAAAUAAUAACAAUAACAAGAGGAAUUAACGGGCGGGACAAGCUUCAGCUGGGUGAAGGCAGAAAGUCAGUUAAUUGAGCACCCCUUGGCCACGCCCAUGGUUAAUUUGCACACGCACAUUGGAGGGCAGGAGGACCUCCGUUGAUUGAGAACCUCAGUUAAUUGAAUAGCCCUUGGCUACAGCCCAUGGUUAAUUUCCUUAUUGGCCGCAGUACACACACACAGAGACGAAGACGGCAAAGCGAGAGCAGCGAGGAAAGAUGCUUGCCGGUCUUUGCCUCUGAGUCGGCAGCUCUACCGACAACUUAGGGCGGAUAAGGCGCCCCCCCCCGCCCCAAGGACAGGUGACGAGUUCGGCUCCCUGGUCCCCUCACCAAAGGCGCAGUGAGAAGGAGGACGUGAUUGGCACGUCGCUAAGUUGGGGACCGAAAUGCCAACCAGGAGACGGCAAGGCGAUGAUGAGCUGAAGUGUGGCUGAGGGCCAGUGGGAACACCGUGGCUGCCCUGCUUCCUGCCUGGGGUCUUUUACCGGCCUCCCGCUGACUCCUGUUCUUGCUUGUCCAUCUUAAGACUUUCACAUCCACGGGUGUGGCUGGUGCCAGACGUCAUAUAGGGUCAGGAUUCUGUUGUCUUGAGUUUGGGAUCCCAGAAGAGCCAAGACACAGGGAUCCUGCACGUUUCCUCUCCCGAGCAGAUUGUUUUCAGUCUCCACAGGCUACACAUAAAAAAUGUCUCCGGAUCCUCCGAGGCAAAUAGGAGUGUGGCGACAGACCAGAGCUCUUUUAUACAAGAACUGUCUAGUUAAAUGGAGGACUAAAAAGGCUAGUGUUCAGGAAGUCCUGAUUCCACUUACCUUUUUAGGUUUGCUAAUAAUAAUAAGCAUGAUUCAGCCUAACAAAAGACAUGAUGAAGUUCCGGAUUGUAAUCUUGAUUCUACGAGUUGCUCCAGCAUCUCUGAGUUUAUUAUUGGCUACACACCAGUGACUAAUAUGACAAGAACAAUUAUGCACAAAGUGACUUCAGAAUACUGCCCAGAAGCAGUAGAUGCAAGAGAAUUUCCGAGUGAGGCAGAAAUGGAAGAGGCUAGUCUUCAAGACCCAGAAAACUUUGUGGGUGUCAUUUUCAAUGAUUCCAUGUCCUAUCACCUCAGAUUUCCUACUGUAGUGGCUCCAAGAUCUUUAAUCCUCACGGAAUCAAUAGCCAGUUGUUCUACCCCUUCCAAAAUGUGCGAAGCUGAAACAUACUGGCAUUAUGGAUUCGCAGGCAUACAGAUCUACAUUGAUGCAGCAAUUAUAGAGUUGAAGACUAAUAAAUCAGUUUUGGAAGAACUGGAAUCAGCAAAAGCUGUCAAGAUGGGAAAGUCUGCUGUUGUGGAAAUAGAUAAUUUCUUUCGUGCAGUAAUCUUAAUUUACUUAGUUAUUGCCUUUUCACCUUUUGGCUAUUUUUUGACUAUUCAUAUCAUGACAGAAAAAGAGAAGAAACUGAAGGAAUUUUUAAUGGUAAUGGGACUUCAAGACACAGCUUUUUGGCUUUCUUGGGUCUUGCUCUACACCAGUCUGAUUCUUGUCAUGUCCCUUCUCAUGUCGGUUAUUGCAACAUUUUCUUCGCUCUUUCCCCAAAGUAGCAGCUUUGUGAUAUUUCUUCUUUUUUUCCUAUAUGGAUUAUCCUCCAUUUCCUUUGCGUUUUUGCUAACCUCUCUUUUCAAAAAAGUGAAUUAUGCUGGUUCAGCUCAGUUUUUCACAACGGUGGCUUUUGGUGCUGUGGGUCUGAGUAUUGCCCUGUUGGAAGAUUUUCCAAAGUAUUUUGUGUGGUCACUAAGCCCACUGUGUGAGUGCCCAUUUUUAAUUGGUGUUGUACAGGUGAUGCAUCUGGAAGAUUAUGAAGAAGGAGCUAUUUUCUCACAUAUAACUCAUGGCCCUUAUCCACUAAUUAUUUCUUAUACGCUGUUGACCCUUGAUAGUAUGCUUUACCUGCUCCUAGGGAUUUAUUUUGAUCAAGUGAUUCCAGGGGAAUAUGGAUUGCGGCGAAGCUUUUUCUUCUUCCUAAAGCCCUCAUUUUGGGUAAAGCGAACAAGAAAUUAUAAGGAAUUGUAUGAAAGCAGCAUUAAUGGAAGCUUAGAAUUCGGUGAGAUUGUUGAGCCUAUGUCUUCCGAAUUCCAGGGAAGAGAAGCUAUUAGAAUCAAUAAUGUCCAGAAAUCAUAUAUUAAAAAGGGUGAAACUGUGGAGGCUCUGAAAAGUUUAUCCUUUGACAUUUAUGAGGGUCAGAUCACAGCAUUACUUGGACAUAGUGGAACAGGAAAAACAACAUUAAUGAACAUUCUUUGUGGAUUGUCCCCACCUUCUGAUGGAUUUGCAUCGAUUUAUGGCUGUAGAGUUUCAGAAAUAGAUGAAAUGCUAGAUAUAAGAAAGGUAAUUGGAGUCUGCCAGCAGUCAGAUAUAUAUUUUGAUGUAUUAACCGUGGAAGAGAAUUUAUCAAUAAUAGCUGCGGUUAAAGGAAUACCUCCCAAUGAUAUGAUACAAGAGGUCCAGAAAGUUUUACUCGAUUUGGAUAUGCACCCCAUUAAAGAUAACCAAGCUAAAAAACUAAGUGGAGGACAGAAAAGAAAACUGUCGGUUGGAUUUGCAGUUCUUGGAGAUCCAAAGGUAUUACUCUUGGAUGAACCAACUGCUGGCAUGGAUCCAUGUUCACGGCAAACAGUUUGGAACCUCCUGAAAAAUGGAAAAGCCACUCGAGUGACUGUGUUCAGUACCCAUUUCAUGGAAGAAGCAGACAUUGUUGCUGAUCGGAAAGCUGUGAUUUCUCAAGGAAUGCUGAAAUGCCUUGGCUCCUCUCUGUUCCUUAAAACAAAAUGGGGAAUUGGCUACCGCUUGAGUAUGCAAAUAGACAGAUACUGUAACACAGAAGGCACAGCAUUUUUGAUCAAGCAGCAUAUCCCUGGAGCCAGUUUGUUAAAGCAGACUGAAGAGCAGCUUGUGUACGCCUUACCUUUUAACGACAUGGACAAAUUUUCAGCACUGUUUGCUGAUCUAGACAUGCAUUCCCAUUUGGGUGUUAUUUCUUACGGCGUUUCCAUGACUACCUUGGAGGAUGUGUUCCUCAAGCUGGAAGUUGAAGCUGAAAUUAACCACACAGAUUUCAGUGCAUUUAACUCGGAGCAAGCUGAAGAUGAAAUGGAUGCAAAAUCUAUGGAUGAGUUAGAGCAAAGUCUGCUAAUGCUAUCUGAGGCACAAUCGUGUGUACUAAGCAAUAAGUCUCUUUGGAAAAAACAGGUCUCUACUCUGGCAAAAGUUCAUUUUCUUAAUUUCAAACGUGACAUCAAAUCACUCACAGAAGUGUUUUUGCUAUUAACAGUGUUCCUUGGUGUUGAGAUUUAUAUGUUCAAUAUGUAUAGGCAGUACUUCAAAAAUGCAGUGGUUCCUAUUACGUUUUCUCCAGACUUAUACUUUCUUAAACCAAAUGAAACUCAUCAUAAAUACAAAAGCAGUCUCCUUGUUCAGAACUUCACUGGAUCAGACAUUGAUGGCAUCAUCAGCUCUCUUAUAAGCCAGAAUGUACGCACAGAAAUAUUCAAUGGCAGUGAUUAUGUAUCAGUUGCUCCCCACAAUGGAGCAUUAAAUGUAUCUCAUGCAGGCAAGAGCUACAUAUUUACAGCUGCUUUUAACUGUACCAUGAAACAUUCUUUACCAGUUAUGAUGAAUAUCAUUAGCAAUCUGUAUCUGCACAAUUUAAAUGUAACAGAAAACAUCAGUGUCUGGAGUAGUUCGUUCUUCCAUAAAAUUACUGACAGAGGUUUCAUAAUGGUGCUGGUUGUUCAAGCUUUGACAGUAGGAGUCACGAUAACUGGGUUGCCAUCAUAUUUUUCCAUGGACAAUGCAGAAAACCACAGGAUCAAAGCCUAUACUCAACUUAAGAUAUCAGGUCUUUAUCCAUCUGCUUACUGGUGUGGGCAAGCACUAGUUGACAUUCUUUUAUAUUACAUUAUUCUCCUCCUGAUGGUCGGAAUCUUGUUUAUAGUUCACCAUGGAAUUAUUUUUUUCCCUGAGGAGGCUCUUGCUGUGGUUUUGUGCCUUAUUGGCUAUGUACCAUCGGUAAUUCUGUUCCAUUAUGUUGUCUCUUUCACCUUCAAAACAAUACAAAACACCAAAGAAUUUUGGUCAUUAAUUUUUUCAACAGUAGCCUUGAUUUGCGUUAUUGUUAUUGACGUAGCUUUUAUUCAGUCAUACGCAAUAGCAAUUAUAAUUCACACUUGCUUUUCUAUCUUCAUCCCAAUAUAUCCUCUUAUUGGGUGUCUCAUUUCUCUAACAGAGGUAGCAGAGAAGCUUGAUCGAAAUAUGGAAAGAAAUACAGAAAGGCUAUUGGUUUCAACAAUAGCGCCCUACUUGCAAUGUGUCAUUUGGCUCUUCCUUCUACGCUAUCUUGAGGUGAAAUGUGGAGGAAAGUCAAUGAGAAAUGACCCAUUUUUCAGAACUCCUGUGAAGCUGAAGGCCAGGAAAUCGCCAGAUGUGCCGUUUGACGAGGAUGAGGAUGAGGAUGUUGUGGCUGAGAGGCUGAGGGUUAAGGAGAUGACAACGAGCCAGAGCUGUGAGGAGAAACCUGCAAUUUUGGUCAGCAAUUUACAUAAAGAUUAUGAUGAAAAGACGGAUUUUCUUCUCGGAAGAAAAAUAAAGAAGGUGGCAACCAAUCAGGUCUUCUUUUCUGUAAAAAAAGGAGAAAUUAUGGGACUGCUAGGCCCCAACGGAGCUGGGAAGAGCACACUGAUUAAUAUGUUGGUGGGAGAAGUAGAACCAACCUCAGGCCAGGUGCUGAUGGGAGAUUAUUCUUUAGGCGAAAAUAACAAGGAUAGCUCCAUGAGAUUUAUGGGAUACUGUCCACAGACAAAUCCACUCUGGCCUGAUAUUACAUUGCAGGAACAUUUUGAAAUCUAUGGUGCUAUCAAAGGAAUGAGUGAAAGUAACAUGAAAGAAUUCAUAAAAUGCAUUUCCCAUGCACUUGACCUCAAGGAACAUCUACAGAAAAGAACAAAGGACCUUGGAGUAGGAAUCAAACGAAAGCUAUGCUUUGCUCUUAGUAUGCUUGGUAACCCUAAUGUGACUCUAUUAGAUGAGCCAUCUACUGGUAUGGACCCUGUAGGGAUACAGCAGAUGUGGAAAGCAAUCCGGGCAGCCUUAAAAAGUAAGGAGAGAGCAGCUAUUCUGACAACUCAUUAUAUGGAAGAAGCAGAGGCUGUGUGUGAUCGAGUCGCAAUCUUGGUGUCUGGAAAAUUAAGGUGCAUUGGUACAGUUCAACAUCUCAAGAGUAAAUUUGGCAGAGGAUAUUUCUUAGAAAUGAAAUUAAGAGAAGUGCCGGAUUUACAGCAGAAGGAGCGUCUUCAAAGAAUGGUUUUGCGCAUCUUUCCAAACGCAAGUUGCCAGAAAAGCAUUGCCUCUAUUUUGGCUUACAAAAUUCCAAAGGAAGAUGUCCACUCGCUUGCAGUAUCUUUUUCUAAACUGGAGGAAGCAAGACAUGCUUUUAAUAUUGAAGAGUACAGCUUUUCUCAAGCAACACUGGAACAGGUAUUUAUGGAACUUGUCAAAGAGCAAGAAGAGGAAGAGAGCAAUUUUGGAACCCUAAAUGGAACAAUUAGUUGGGAAAGAUCCCAGGGGGAGAGAGUAAUUUUCUGAUUUGUUUCACUUUGCAGAAAUUCAAGAGCUUUGCUUGUCAGGGUUUUUGCUAAAUAUUUGUUUGCUGUGGCUCUAGAGAACAAAUACCGUAUCUUACAGAGCCUAUUCCUGAGCAAUUGAGUAAACCUUCUUUGCCUUAUGAAAUAUUAUGAAAUGCCUUUAUUUUCGAAUACUCUUGCUACUAUUCUAAGACUGGCUUCUUUUUUUAAAAAAAAAAAGUAAUAAUGAAAACCUAUGAUUUUAUCCUUUUGUUUCGUUCUGUAGUAACGGUGGAAAGAGGGCAAUGUACUUAAUAUUGUUUGCGGGCAAUUUAUUUUUCAAGAAACUCAUAAACUUUAUGGAAAGGACGAUUGGUCUUACCUGAAGCUUAGAUUUAGUGGGUUAGGAAGG
Zootoca vivipara (common lizard) is the source of this 7360-nucleotide messenger RNA. Lineage: Eukaryota; Metazoa; Chordata; Lepidosauria; Squamata; Lacertidae. The record is from RefSeq and is a predicted model, not a curated record.